AUGUGCUACAUUUUCCGCCAAGUCAAGAAGAAGGGGCAGAGGGAGCAGCACAACCGCAACGCCAAGAUAGGCAUCUGGCGGGGGCCGUGCGUGGUCAUCGGUCACCAGGGCAACAACACUUGGGUCUCGCUGGGAGGCCACACCCUGCUGGUGGCCCCAGAGCACGUCAAGGCGCUCGCUCCGGACGACGUCUGGUUCCCGAACGGUCGGGGCGGGAUCGGCCAGGCCGUGGCCGAGCUCAACGGGGCUCGCGACUCACUCGAGCAGGAGGAGGCCCUGGUGAAGGACAUCCGCCCCGAGCCAGUCCAGCCCGAGGUCCAGCCAGACGAGAUGGAGCAGGCGUGGCGGGAGUUCACCGACAGCCCAGACGACGACGACUUGAGGCUGAACGUUCCUGAGGGCCCGAACUCCCAGGAGCAGAUCGAGGUGCUGCCCGCCGACCGAGCCGACAUACCUCAGUCAGCCUUGGUGGCGCAGCCAUACGAUCCCGUCGAGUUCCGACGACGGCGAGCGACCUUCGACGGGACGGACAGCGGCGAUUUCGGCCCGGCCCUCAAGCGCCUGCAGACCGCCAGAGCACGCGGGCUCCGGAGGACCACCCCCGAGGAGGGCGCUAGAGAGCGUUCGAGGUUUCCCAGAGAAGCGAUGCAGACCUCCAUCGUCGCCGAGAGGAUCAAGCGCAAGCAAGCCGACAAGGAGAUCCACUGGAGGGCCAUCAAGGACUCCGACAGGGAGCUCUACCGAGAGGCGGCGGCCAAGCAGUGGAGCGAGUGGCAGAAAUACGGAUCCUGUCAGGUGCUCACCAUCGAGGAGUCCGAAGCGGUCAGGGGCAGGGCCAAGGCCAACCUCAUCUUGCCCAGCCGGUUUGUGUACCGGGAUAAGAACGCGCCGCUGCGGACUGACAGGCACCCGCUGCCGGUCAAGGCCAAGGCCCGACUCUGCAUCGGGGGUCACAUGGGCCCGCGUCUCGCUCAGGGCGACCUGCGCACAGAUGCGCCUACGGCCACCCGCAACUCGACUAUACUGUUCUUCACCGUCUGCCAGAGGUUCGGCCUGGAGAUUUACGCAGCGGACGUGGAGGCGGCUUUCAUGCAAGGCGACGAGCAGCCCGACCAGCAGUUGCACAUGGCUCAGCCCCGCGAGGGCUUACCUGGGUUGCACCCGAAGCAGUUGAUCAAGAUCCUCAAGGGAGUCUUCGGGCUAGCCAUCGCACCGCGACAGUGGUGGGCUAAGCUCAACAGGACCUUGCUUGCGGUGGAGGAGAAGCUAGGUGACUACGUGUUCCGCCUUCGUCAGCACUCGCUGGAUCCAGCGCUGUACUACGGCUACGACAAGCACGGGGAGCUGUGCGCGGUGGUGGUCGCCCACGUGGAUGACCUGCUGCUGGGCGUCUCGCCCAAGUACCCGACCCUGUACGACGGGCUCUACAAGUUCUUGCCGUGGGGCGACUGGAGGGGUUUGCAAUUUACCUUUUGUGGCAAGCAGGCGCGGCGCGAUGAGGAGGGUGUCCUACACCUACGCCAGACAGAGCUCGCGAACACGAUCGAGGAUAUCGCGUUCAGCAAGGAGCGCAAGACGGAGCCGUCGGCGGAGGCCACGCCAGCCGAGUUUUCGGACAACCGCUCCACCCUCGGAGCGCUUGGAUGGCUCUCAUCGCAGAUUCGACCAGACCUGUCAGCUGGAGUAGCCAUGGGCCAGCGCACCCAGAACAAGCCCACCAUCCAGUACCUGCUCGAGACGAAUCGGCUCAUCAAGCUGGCGCGGAAGCACGCGGACGUGGGACUGGAAUUCCCGAAGCUACGUGGACCGCUUUGCCUAGUCACUUACCACGACGCCAGCUGGGCCAAUGCUGACGAGCCACCUGAAGGUGUCAUAGCUACGCUACUCACCAAGAUCGUGGGCAGCAAGGACAAGAAUAUCCAGAUCCGCUCGCAGGCCGGCGGCUACGUCACGUUCAUCGCCGAGGCCAAGCUGUUGUGCGGCGACAAGGCGCGAGCGGGGAUCGUUGAUUGGAGAUCAGGCACCAUCAAGAGGGUCGGAGGGGUGCAGCUGAAGGAGUUCAAUUCCUUGGAGAGGAGGUUCCUUCAGCUCAUCGAGUGGAACCUCCACGUCGAGGCCGAGGAGACGGUCGGAGGGGUGCAGCUGAAGGAGUUCAAUUCCUUGGAGAGGAGGUUCCUUCAGCUCAUCGAGUGGAACCUCCACCUAAGGGCGCUGCCCAUGCCCACUCUUCAGGCCUAG
This is a messenger RNA of Prorocentrum cordatum, 2238 nucleotides long. The record is from the annotation of a GenBank genome assembly. Lineage: Eukaryota; Dinophyceae; Prorocentrales; Prorocentraceae.